Messenger RNA from Myotis lucifugus (little brown bat), 6190 nucleotides. It is a transcript of the gene MRTFB, whose product is annotated as MKL1/myocardin like 2. The coding region runs from base 343 to 3627 and encodes 1094 amino acids. The record is from RefSeq and is a predicted model, not a curated record. NCBI's taxonomy places the organism in Eukaryota, Metazoa, Chordata, Mammalia, Chiroptera, Vespertilionidae. Gene Ontology annotation, biological process: smooth muscle cell differentiation. The transcript is spliced from 19 exons.
CGGGAAGCCCGAGGGGAGCGAAGUCUCGCGAGAUCGCGCGCGGCGGCGGUAGCGGCGGCGGCGGCAGCAGCGGCAGCGGCCGGGGAGGUUCACAAUAAAGGUGCUAAUAAAGAGAAUGUAAGACAAGAAUAUAAUUAAAUAUUUGACUGAGAUGCCAUUUUCCAUUUUCCUUCUACAGAAGCAUCAUCCUGAAGCAUCAGUCCCUUGUAUGGCUUUCUACUUACAUUAUAUGCAUGUAUAUUUAUAAGAGAACAAGAGUGAUGUCACGAUGCUCCAAAUUCUCUUCAACAGACCACAUUUAAGAGGUGUCUCGGACUCCCCGUUGCCAGUGGCUGGAACACAAUGGAUCACACAGGGGCACUAGACACUGAGGAUGAAUUGGGACCUUUAGCCCAUCUUGCUCCAAGUCCUCAAAGUGAAGCUGUUGCCCACGAAUUCCAGGAACUCUCCUUGCAGUCCAGUCAGUACUUACCCCCUCUGAACGAGCGGAAGAAUGUGCUUCAGCUGAGGCUGCAACAGAGGCGGACGCGGGAACAGCUCGUGGACCAGGGCAUCAUGCCACCCUUGAAGAGCCCAGCAGCAUUCCAUGAGCAGAUAAAAAGCUUGGAACGAGCCAGAACUGAAAACUUUUUGAAGCACAAGAUUCGAAGUCGACCAGAUCGUUCUGAACUUGUCAGGAUGCACAUUUUAGAAGAAACAUUUGCAGAGCCAUCCCUGCAGGCCACUCAGAUGAAGUUGAAAAGAGCUCGCCUAGCUGAUGAUCUGAAUGAAAAGAUUGCUCAGAGACCUGGUCCUAUGGAGCUGGUGGAGAAAAACAUCCUGCCUGUGGACUCCAGUGUUAAGGAAGCAAUCAUAGGCGUUGGGAAGGAAGGCUAUCCCCAAACUCAGGGAGAUUUCUCAUUUGACGAAGACAGUAGUGAUGCUUUGUCUCCAGACCAGCCCGCCAGCCAGGAGUCGCAGGGCUCGGCCGCAUCCCCAAGUGAGCCAAGAGUUAGUGAGUCACCGUCUCCUGUGACUGCAAACACUCCAGCCCAGUUUACUACAGUGUCUCCAGCAGUUCCUGAAUUCUUGAAAACUCCUGCUACUACGGAUCAGCCCCCCACAAGGUCCACAGCUCCUGUGCUCCCCUCAAACACUGUGUCCUCAGCAAAGCCUGGGCCAACACUGGUAAAGCAAAGCCACCCCAAGAAUUCAAAUGACAAGCACCGUAGCAAAAAAUGCAAAGACCCCAAACCACGGGUAAAGAAGUUGAAGUACCACCAGUACAUUCCACCAGACCAGAAAGGUGAGAAGAACGAGCCGCAGCUGGAUUCCAACUACGCCCGCCUGCUCCAGCAGCAGCAGCUGUUCCUGCAACUACAGAUCCUGAGCCAGCAGCAGCAGCACUACAACUACCAGACCAUCCUGCCUGCGCCACUCAAGCCCCUCAAUGACAAAAAUAACAACAGUGGCAAUUCAGCUUUGAACAAUACCACACCUAACACACCAAGACAGAAUGCAUCUGCUCCUGUGAGGAAGCCAGGACCUCUGCCUCCCAGCUUGGAUGACUUAAAGGUAUCAGAACUGAAAACAGAACUGAAGCUAAGAGGUCUUCCAGUGUCAGGCACCAAACCAAACCUUAUCGAACGCCUGAAACCCUACCAGGAGAUGAACAGCAACGGCACUGCUGCUGACGGCAUCGUGGCAGCGUCGACAUCUGCCGUCGUCACCGGUAGCCCAGAAGUCACCAUGGCGGUGCCAGUCACCACCCUGCAUAACUGUGUGACGAGCUCGGGCUCCCCUCUCAAGGCAGAACUGCCACCUGCUGGAACCAGCAACGUGAUCCAUGUGGAAAAUGUUAAUUCGCCUCUGCCAAUCUCACCGUCUCCCUCCGAACAGUCCAGUCUCAGCACUGAGGACACAAACAUGGCCGACACUUUCACCGAGAUUAUGACCAUGAUGUCUCCAUCCCAGUUCUUGUGUUCAUCUCCUUUGAGAGUGACCAGUAACGAAGACAGCCUGAGUCCCACCAGUAGCACUCUGUCCACUCUGGAACUGGACGCAGCUGAGAAGGAUCGCAAGCUUCAGGAGAAAGAGAAGCAGAUCGAAGAGCUAAAGAGGAAACUGGAACAAGAGCAAAAGCUCGUGGAAGUUCUGAAAAUGCAACUGGAGGUUGAAAAACGAGGGCAGCAGCAGCAGCGGCGGCCACUGGACCCCCAGCCCAGCGCCCCUGCUCAUUCUGUCAGCCAGUCAGAGCAGAAACAGGCCAGUGUGGGCUCCUCCGUCAAAGACGAGACCUCACUCACGGACUGCUCCAGCCCCAGGCCGCCUGUCCCGGGAGCCAGCCAUUCUGUGGGGCAGCCUGUCUCUGCGGGUGGCCAGACCCUUGUCGCCAAAAAGGCUGUAGUGAUCAAGCAAGAGGUCCCUGUGGCCCAGGCAGAGCAGCCGAGCGUGGUCCCACAGUUUUACGUGAGCUCCCAGGGACAGCCGCCGCCUGCUGUUGUCGCUCAGCCGCAGGCUUUGCUGACCACGCAAACUGCUCAGCUGCUGCUGCCAGUGUCCAUCCAGGGCUCCAGUGUCACCUCCGUGCAGCUCCCCGUGGGCAGCCUCAAACUCCAGACUCCACCACAAGCAGGAGUCCAGACUCAGCCUCAGAUAGCAACCACCACCUUGUCCUCGGGCUUGGCACAGACUGGGCCUCAGCAACCAGGCACGUUCGCACCGCACGUGCUCAGUCAGCCGCAAGUCAGAAAGGUUUUCACAAGCUCGGCAUCCAAUACAGUUCUUUCAUAUCAGAGACCACCCGCUCCAGCGGUCCAGCAGCCCUUUGUUAACAAGACGCCCAGCAGCGUUCUCCAGUCCAGAAGUGCGCCCCUUCCAUCCCUGCAAAACGGACCGAGCCCUCCCAGCAAGCCGAGCUCACCCCCGCCACCCCAGCAGUUUGUCGUCCAGCACUCUCUGUUUGGGAGCCCAGUCCCCAAGACGAAAGACCCUCCCCGCUACGAGGAGGCCAUCAAACAGACACGCAGUACCCAGUCCUCUCUUCCAGAGGUUUCCAAUGCACACAGUCAGCAGAUGGACGACCUCUUUGAUAUCCUCAUUAAGAGUGGAGAAAUUUCCCUCCCUAUAAAGGAAGAGCCUUCUCCUAUUUCCAAAAUGAGACCAGUGACAGCCAGCAUCACCACAAUGCCAGUCAACACAGUGGUGUCCCGGCCACCACCCCAGGUCCAAAUGGCACCGCCCAUAUCCUUAGAACCUCUGAGCAGUUUAUCUGCCAGCUUAGAGAACCAACUGGAAGCUUUCUUGGAUGGGACUUUACCUUCAGCCAAUGAAAUUACCCCACUACCAAGCAGCAGCGAGGACCGAGAGCCCUUCUCCCUGAUCGAGGACCUCCAGAACGACCUGCUGAGCCACUCGGGCAUGCUGGACCCCUCACACUCGCCCAUGGAGACCUCCGAGGCCCAGUUCGCCGCGAGUACUCCCUGUCUGUCACUUGACCUCUCUGACUCAAACCUGGACAACAUGGAGUGGUUGGACAUCACCAUGCCUAACACGUCGUCGGGACUCACUCCCCUCAGCGCCACUGCCCCAAGCAUGUUCUCUGCUGACUUUCUAGACCCCCAAGACCUGCCGUUGCCAUGGGACUAACAUCACAGAUUUCUCGUCCGCGUUCACGAGGUUUAAGAAGACGAUUCUAAAAGGUCAGUUUUUAGAGACAGAUCUAUAGUUGCAUCAUUGCAAUGAAAACAUGUUGUCACAGAAAAUAACGAAUAGAUGGUCACAGCCUGGAAACCAAGUUUGAGAACGUUUCAUUGCACCCAGCAGUGAAUGUCUGCCGUUUAAUAUAGCACAGGGCCUUCUGAAAAAUCACUAGUCAAAGAAGACCUCUGUUUCUCCAGACUUCAGUAAAGAAUGAAAAGCACCUUUAGAUAAAAACAUAGAGUAAUGUGUGCAGGAUAACGACAUGCAGAUUCUCUGGUAAUCAACUACAUUUAAACCUCUGUGGUCACUUUCAGGCCCUAAAUACAAGGCAGACAGCUCCACUCAAACAAGAAUGCUGAUGUGAGGGAGGUGAGGGAUCACCGCACCUGUAUUUCUAGCGCGGCCUGAGCCGGCCCAAGACGUAGCAGGGAUCAAGGGCAGCGGAGAGCACCAGCCAGUCGGCGAAGGCUUCCAGCUGAAGACUUUUGGUUCCAUUCAGAAACCAAUGUAAUAUUUUUGUGUUGUAGUUUAUUUUGUGAUUUUUGGAAUCUUACUUUAGAUUUCCAAAUGUAAAUGAAAGUUCUUUCACUAUAACCAGACAAUGUCUUCAAAACACUUCAUAAACAAUCCCCUGUAAAAAGUCUGGGUCUAUUGGUAACACUGAAAAUUCUGCUGGCAAUCCUCUGGGUUGAUUAGAUUGACUUAAUGUGUAAAUUAGACAUAUAUUUGUGCUAUGUUAGGAUUUGUACAGCCUACAUGGGGAUACAGAAUUGGGUAUCCAGUGGCCCUACUUCUUUUAAUAAGUCACAUAUUUCUAGAGUACUUGAGACACAUGUAUUUCUGUAUUUUAAGAAAUAACUUUCAGGUAACCAGACCCAUCUCAAAGAACCAAGAAAAGGCUUUAGUGUAAAAUAUCUUUCUGAGCUGGUGAGUUGCAAAGCGAAGGCAAGGGAGGAGUCUGUCGUGCCCGGACAUUCCCACACCGGUUACAGGUGAGCCUGUCGCCGAGUUGGCCUCUGGACUCCUGCUCUGGCUGCCUCUUCUACCGCUCAUCCUGUCAUUGCUUUACAGUUUUGGAACUGGAUGUCAUACCUGAGCUCUCACUAUAUUUUCAAGCCGAAGAUUGAAAAACUGGAGGUUUUAUUCAUUUUUUAUAUAGACAAAAAGUUAUCACAUUUGUUGAGUAGUUUCUUAAGAUUUUUCUAAAAUGCCAACUAUCACAGGAUUUCUAAAAUGAUUUCGAAAUAGUCAUUUAAGUAUAUGACAAAAUGUAUAAAACUGAAAAAAAAACCCUGAAAUCUACCAAAAAGUGUGGAGGUUUUCAUUAAAUAAUACUCUCGUGCUCUCCACCUCACCUGUGUGAGCCCUGGGGUCAAGUUGCUCUCUGGGCAUUGGUGACUGUUCCCACGGUGACAUGUAGAGGCAACCUGACCCAUUAUUUGGAAAGAAUUUGUGAAUCAUUUCUGGGUUUGUGUUUUGCCUAAAAGCUGAUCUUAUUUCAAAUUUUUAUUUCAGUUUGUAAAUUUCACUACAUGUAAGAAAAGUCCGUUUUUCCAGAACUCAGUCGCCCAGGACCCUGGAGCCCUCUGUUAACUGGCCCUUCCCAGCCUGAAGUGCGUCUGAAUGGUUCCGGGCAGAGGCGGUAUGCUCAGUGUAGUCUGCGGUGAGUAGUUUGUUAGAAAUUGGUCAUCCCACGUGUGGGAUCCAGCAUGCUGCUGUCUGACCAAACCCAGCAGGAGUGUCACCGUCACCAUCGUGGGCACAACGUGCAUCUUCGAGUCAUGAAGGGCCUGUCUCCGGGGCAGGGCUGUGGACUCAGAAAGGUACUUUCUUUGGGCAAGUCUUUGAGAUGGGUUUUUGUCUGGAGCUUAUCUGGUCCAUACUUGGACUCUAAGCAUCAUCUUUAUUCAGAUUUAAAUGGCUUAUUAGCACCAGACAUCAGCGGGACUGUAGGAGGCAACUGAACAGCUAGUGCUGCUGACUCGCUGAAGAACUUUGUGUUUCCAUCUUCCCAAGCUGUGUGCAUAGAUCGUUUCCUAGCCCCCUGUUGAAACAUGCCGCGGAAGGCUGCUCUCCAAACACAUGCAGUGCAAAGAAUGCCGCCUCAUUAGCCUCCUCUCUUUGGACUGUAUUGCUAAUGUGCCCACUUACAUCUGUGUUCAAUUCUUCACAUACCAGCAUUUCGUUUAGGAGGAAGGAAGGCAAGGAGUCCAGUUAUUAAGUCUACCAGCCACCUACUCACACCAUUCCGCUGGGCCCUCCUGGCCUGAGCAGCAAGCUGGGCAUCUGUAGGAUCCCAGCUACAUGUUCCAGGUUAGAGGGAGGACACAGAUCGUGUGCAGCAUGUGACAUGACCAAAGAUGACACUCUAAUCAAGGCUCCUUUGCCCCAACUCAUUGUACUUAGGGGUAAACGCAGUGGGAAAGGUGUGUGUUAAAGAGGACUGUCUGUGUUGUUUGAGGUGAGGUUUAAAGCCCAGGUCAGAACAGCCGGUUGGAUUUUCGUAUGC